AUGGCGAACAGUGGCGAACCCUCAACAACCUCCUCCUCCACAUUCUCCCAUGGCGUUCUCAAAAAAGUCAUCCUCCUCUAUGCAUAUGUGGCCUUCUGGAUUUUCCUCUCCUUCACUGUCAUUGUUUACAACAAGUACAUUCUCGACCACAAAAUGUAUAACUGGCCUUUUCCUAUAUCUUUAACUCUCAUUCACAUGGCUUUCUGUUCUAUUUUAGCUUGUCUGCUUGUUCGAGCCCUCAAAUGUGUUGGCGUCGACUCCCUCCCCAUGACUCGCCGACUCUAUAUGGAGUCAGUUGUCCCCAUUGGAGCUCUCUGUUCCCUCUCCCUAUGGCUCUCCAACUCUGCCUACAUUUAUCUAUCCGUUUCCUUCAUCCAAAUGUUGAAAGCUCUGAUGCCCGUCGCUGUUUACUCCAUUGGCGUGCUCUUCAAGAAGGAGAAUUUCAAGACUAAUGUUAUGGUUAAUAUGCUCUCCAUAUCAUUCGGAGUGGCCAUUGCUGCUUAUGGGGAGGCUAAGUUCGAUAUUUCGGGUGUGUUUCUACAGUUAGGAGCAGUUUCUGUUGAAGCUACAAGAUUGGUUUUGAUUCAGAUUUUGCUUACCUCUAAGGGCAUCAGUUUAAACCCAAUUACUUCACUUUACUACGUUGCACCUUGCUGCUUUAUCUUUUUAUUAAUACCCUGGAUGUUCAUGGAGUUGCCACUCUUGAGAGAGACGUCAACUUUUCAUUUCGACUUUCUGAUAUUUGGGACGAAUUCUUUUUGUGCAUUUGCCUUGAAUUUGGCCGUGUUCUUGUUGGUGGAUAAGACGUCGGCAUUAACCAUGAAUGUUGCGGGUGUUGUUAAGGACUGGUUGUUGAUUGCAUUCUCUUGGUCUGUAAUCAAAGAUAAAGUAACACUUGUGAAUUUGUUCGGUUAUGGACUUGCAUUUCUAGGGGUAGCUUAUUAUAAUCAUAGCAAACUGGCCGCCCUCAAGGAGGCUGAGGCGCAGAGAAGAGCUCGAGCAGCCGAUGAGGAGGCCGCCGGAUUUUUGAACCAACAAAACGAAGAGAACUAA
Mangifera indica (mango) is the source of this 1053-nucleotide messenger RNA. Its product is annotated as probable sugar phosphate/phosphate translocator At2g25520. The transcript has a single exon. Gene Ontology annotation, cellular component: trans-Golgi network; endosome; Golgi apparatus. Gene Ontology annotation, molecular function: antiporter activity. The coding region runs from base 1 to 1053 and encodes 350 amino acids. The record is from RefSeq and is a predicted model, not a curated record. NCBI's taxonomy places the organism in Eukaryota, Viridiplantae, Streptophyta, Magnoliopsida, Sapindales, Anacardiaceae.